This is a messenger RNA of Hydra vulgaris (swiftwater hydra), 5774 nucleotides long. RefSeq lists its product as uncharacterized. The record is from RefSeq and is a predicted model, not a curated record. Lineage: Eukaryota; Metazoa; Cnidaria; Hydrozoa; Anthoathecata; Hydridae.
GUCCUUUUUAUAGAUUGUAAAUUCCGCAAUAAAAAUUAUUUGAUAUGCAUUACAUUAUGAAAUGGUGCUGAAUGAGAAGAAUUUGAAGAAUGAAUGUUAUCCUAAACUUUUUCUUGUUUUUAUAUAUUUCAUGUAUCUUAUUUAAAUCUGUGGUUGGCAAAAAUAACGAUCCUCAUAAGUUAUUAUUAAACAACUUAUAUCAGAGACCUUUAUCUCAAUACUGGAACAAACAAUCUGCUUUAAAAUCUGAAAUUCCUACUUCACUGUUGACAAAUUCUCGCGGUAAAAACCAUGACAAAAACAAAAAAGUUGAAACAGCGAACUCAACAAACUAUAAAAGAUGGGGACCAAAAUUUGUUAUUAUUGAAAGCAUCAAGCAACCAAACUUUAUUAGACCACAUUUAGAUAAAAAUAGUCAAAUUCUACAGUAUAAUUAUGGUAAUCCGGGUGAAGAAGUUCCUACUUACAGUUUUUCUUAUAGAAAACAACCUUCAGUUUCAAAGGCUCUUGAAGAUUCAAAAAGACAAUGGCAAACAAUGUUGCCAGAAAAAAAUGCAAUCAAGUCAAGAAUACUUGACAAGGGACAUUAUAACCGCUACGAGGAGAAUAGCGAUUCAUUAGCCUACGCACACAGUCUUGAAGAUCAGCAAGGAUUUAAAACCAUAAACCGUUAUGCCGAAAAUGACAAUAAACCAAAAACAAACUUUUUUCCACAACAACAGAAUGGGCAUCGCAGAAUAAUGACACCUGAAAAAUCUGAAGAAGAGUUAGCAACAUCGUUUCUAGAUCCCUCUUCAUAUAAACGGAAUGGACGUGAAAACACCAGUACUUUUAAAAGUCCAAUUUUUAGGGAACUUGACUUAUCCAAAAACUUAAAAUCCAACAUGGACAAUCCACAUCUGAAAAUCAAUGUUGCUGAAAAUAAAAUAUUUAACGUUCCACAUCAGCUGAAGCCAAAACUUUCUGACCUAAACAAUGCAGAAAAAAAAACAGUCAAAAAUUACCCCGAGAGUGGGCAUUACUUACCAGAAAAAAGUAGCAACUUUUUUCCUGAGACAAAAAUCUCCAAUUCUAUUUCUGAUUUGUUUAAAGAAACUGGGAGCAUACGAUCUGUACCAUCUGAUGUAUAUCCUAACGCAGACAGAAUGGACGAACCUCAAUAUCAGUCAACUGAAAGCGAUCCAAGUAAUGAAAGUAAAAACAAGAAUAACGAAGAAACAAACGUCCAAAGUAAAUUAAUAAAGCCGUUAAAUAAAAACUUUGAGACGCACAACAAUAAAGAUCGUUUUGUCCUUGAUGAACCCAAAAAAAACUUUCAAUCUUCUUUUUUAAAAGAUUAUAAAUUUGAGCACGAUUAUAAAAAUAACAUUUUGUUUAAAGACAAUUCUCCUCUUUAUAACGCUGUAGAACAUAGAGAACUAGACAGGAUAGAAAAUCAUUCAGAAUCAAAUUUGAACAAGAAAGUAGAAGAACUAAAAAGUCAAAGUAAAGAACAAAGUAUUUUAUUUUCUUCCAAACUCAAGCAACGAUCACACGGAAUGGACAACAAUGAUAGAAACGAAGAAUCAUUUUUAAGAAAUAUUCCAAAUGAACAUAAGUCAACUGAAAGUUCUCCUAUUGGAAACGAUAUCAAUCAAUCAAAAUUUCCUAUAGAAGAAAACUAUAUAAAGCAUUUUAUUAAAAACGACAAGUUAAACAAAAAGUUGCCUUCAUUAGAAAGCAUAUCUGUUGAAUCUAUAAAACAACAGGCAUUAGAAAAAAAUUCUUUUGAACAUAAUAAUUUGUUACCUGAACAAGAAAAACCGUUAAUAAGACAAACCUCAUUAGAAAGUGGCGAGUUUUUGUUUAACGAUGACAAAAAAAUACUUAAUGAUGAAAAGAAAAAAUCAAAUACUGACAAAAAGCAAGACAAUUUUUCAAAAACAUCUCCUUACGAACUUAAAACUAGUGAAGAAGAUGAAGAUAAAUUUGUGAAGGUGACACAAGAGCAACGAUCAACAGAGUUUCAAUAUAAAAAACUGAAACAAAAUUCAACAAAAGCGUGUAACCGUUGCAGCGAGAAGAUCAAUCAGCAAGGAAUCAAUCAUGAACACCGUUUUGAACAAAAUUGUUGCGAAGAACGAGCAACUUUAGCUAAAGCUUUUGAAAAUGAAGAAAUAAAUCCGACGCAAAAAGCAGAAAGUAAAUCUUUUCCGCAAAAAUCCAAUUUCCACGAAGAAUUUCAAGCAAAAAAGUAUUCUUCUAACGUAGAAUCUGAAUUUGUAGUUAGUGUAAAAGAAAAUAUGAUGUGGUUUUACGACAAUUUGGUUAAACAAGCAGGGUAUCGUGUAAUUCAAUUAUAUUCAACUGGGUGUAAUAAGGGAGAUUGCUCCAACUCUAUUAGUUCGAUAAAAAUAAAUGGUGUUGAGUUAGGAGGGGGUGUAGAUGGAAUAAAUAUUGUUGUUCUCGAUUAUCCAAAGUAUGACUUUCUAUAUUCAAAGACAUACAAUACUGGGUUCAACGAGUUUGAAUCUGAAAAAAUGGUCAGAUUUAUUGAACAGAUUCAAUCGUCUUCUGUUGUACUUGUUGUUUCUCAGGGAGAAGCAACUAAAGCUUUGACAGUUGAAGCUUGGAAAGCAUUGGGUAAACUAGCUGGAAAAUCAGAAAUUUUUGUUCCACCAGGUGGUUCACUUGCAUUUAUAGGUUUUAAGGGAGAAAGUAUUUUUCUUUCCAAAGAAGGUAACUACCAAGUAUCAGGUGAUGGUGCUAGCUUGGUUUUUUCUGUUAUAGGUUCAGGAAAUGAACAUCUGACGUUUGGAGGAUCUGGCCAAUUAUACACGAAUUUCAUUCAUGAGAUGAUAGUAAAUGACACUGGAAAACUUUUAAGCAAUAAAGACAUUCAUAAAGUUGCAAUGAAAAUUUUUUCAGAUGCCGAGGAACCUUCAGUUAUAUUAGAAACUAUAAAACCGCCAUCUAAGUUGAGGGUAAUAUCUAAUGUUAGUGAUUCUGUUUCAAACGUAGUAGAAAAGUUGCCAGAUCAAAAUCAUUUAACAGAUAUCACAAACAGUGACGUUACUACAAAAUUCAAAAGCAAAAACAAAAUUGAUUUAAAAGCAGAAAAUGAUUACAAUGACAAAAGUAAAGUUCAAUUAAAAAACUCUGUUAACAAAAUGAUUUCUGAAAAUAAAAACAAACAUAUAAGUGCUGCAGAUUCCAAUUCUUUACAGUAUCCUUCAUCCAUUGAACUAAACGAUGCAAGCUCUAAUGUAGCCUCGAUAGGAUCGCAAUUAUCGAAUGACAAAGAACAUAUAUCAGAAGAAAACAAUAUACUAGAGGAACGGUUUUCAAAUAGAAAAUAUUUGAUAAAACAAAGUAAGAAUAAUCCGCAAUCAGAAACUAUUAUGAGUAAAGAAAGUCAGCAUAUUGCUGAAAAACAUCCUAAUGUUAUCAAGGAUCCAACAUCUUUUAAAAAUAUAUUCGAAAAGUUCUCUAACAAUGCAACAGAUCGAUCCUUUGAAGAAGGACUUCUGCUUUCUGAUGACUUGGCUCAUAGUUUAAAAAAAGUUUCAAAAAACAACAAACUCAACCAGAUGGAUGAUUUUAAAAAUGAUAUCAGGUUUAAAAAUACAUUCUUAGGGUAUCAAGAAUUAAACAAUCAAAACAGUUCACUAUUUGAACAAAAUAAAGAGGAGAAUCUUUUAAAAGAUCAAACAAAUAUAAAACCAAAUCAAAUCGAUAUUUUACAUCAUGAAGCAAAAAAUUCAGAAAGCGAGAUUAAAUUAAACCAUCAAAAACCCGACUUAAAAGAAACCAACCAGGUAGGAGAAAUUCAUUCCCCAGAAGAAUAUGCUGAACAUUUAUAUCAAGGUAAAAAAUUUUCAUUAACAUCGAACUUUAUAAAAAAUGAAGUCCAAAGUGAUGAAAGCAAAAUAUUGGAGUCAAAACCAUUUAAAUCCGAAGUAAAUUUAGAAACUCCAUUAUAUUUCUUAUCUCCAAAGGACAAGGAUGAAAUCAGUGAAGAACUUCAAGAUAGAAUGAAAGAAAUGGUACAUAAAGAGGUAAAUGAAACAUUGAAGCAUUUUAUUCUUGAACCUAGAAAUGAUCAAGAAAGUUUUUCUAAAGAAAUCAAAAAUGUUGAUGAUCGUGAAGAGAAACCAAUUGUUGAAGAAACCAUUGAAAAAAACCAAAAAGAACCCAACAGCAAAGACUAUAAACACAAAUCAAACAACAGCGGAGAGGAAAACAAUAAAGAAUUCGUUGAAGUAUCCGACAGUACUUCUAAGCUAAAUUAUAAAGUUAUUCCUUUAGAAAACCAGCCUGGUGAAAAGAGUCAUAUUAAUAAAAAUAUUUAUCACGAAUCAUUGAUAAAAAAAAUAUUUGAACCAAAAACCGAAUUAACAAUUAAAAGUAAGCUGCAUGAAAGGUUCAUCAAAAAAAAUAAAGACUUAUCAAGUUUUACCACUCAACUACAAACCAAUAGAAUUCAAAGCGAAAAAAAUGUUUCUGUUGGACAUUUUAAAAAAAGGGAGAGACUAUUAAUAAAAAAAGAAAAUCAAAGGAAUCGCGAAAAUGGAAAUAAGUUGGCGCAAUUGGCGCAGCUAGAAGAUAAAAUUGUUGCAAAUAGACUUAAUAAAGAUAAUGAUUUUCAAAUCAGUAAUAAAAAUACAUCCAUUAUGAAUAAAGAAAUGGAACAUUUAAAAGAACAAGAGUUGUUAAAUGAAGCCCUAUCAAAAAUAAGUGCAGAAACAGAAGACAUAAAAAAGCAAAACGAUUCCCAAAAGUCAAUUCAACAGGGAACGAACUGGUACAGUAAUGAUGACCUUAUAAAAAGUUUAGUUGAUACAAGCGAACAAUCAUACCCAGUAAAGGUUAGUAAAAAAACUGAUUCAGUUAAUCUAUCAAAAUCGGCUUUUGUAUCAAAUAACUUUCAUAAUUUCAACGAUGGUAAAGAUAGCGAGUUAAAUCAAGAUCGGUUGAGUAGUUCGUAUGAUUGCAAGCGACAUAAAAUAAUCAAAAACGGAAAAAAAUCAAAUAAAAAGCACUGUAUUGAGAAGAACAAUCCAUCAGAGAAUACUAAAAACGCACAUUCCAUUGCUCAUAGUAAUACAUAUUCAACAUUUGGAGAAAACCUGGAUUCGGAUGAAAACCCAUAUGGAGCAAACAAAAGUUUAUUUGGGCAAAACCAAAAAGGUUUUAUGAGAGACAACGAUCAAAUUAAUUCUGUACUAACUGCAAACAAUCCUCCAUCAGCCAUAGAUAAUUCAAAUUCAAGAAGAGAUAUAAACUCGAACAAUAUAGAUGCUAGUUUAAAGGAAACAGAGUUCAAAUGGAAAAAAUAGCAACUUUUUAAAAGUCUUUUUUAAAGAUAUAAACCGCUACCAUAAAAGAAUUCAACAAGUUUUCAAUAAAGACGAAAAUAGAAGCAUGCAAACAAUGUGUUUUUAUUUUAAAAUGUUCAUUCGCGUGGUAUCUAAACAACAUUUACUACUGAUAAAUACAUCAAGACUAAAAUAAGCAACUUUGCCAUAGCAGUUCCUUUACAGUAUUAGCUUAACAUAAUAUAAAAUAAUUUUUUUUAGUAUUUAAUGCUGCUGCCAAAGCAGUAUAAUUUAUAUUUUAUGAUUGUAAAUAUAUUUUUUAAGUACUUAUUGUUUAUAACAUUUAGUAUCAAACAUUUGAAUAAUGGUUGAUAUAUGUUAAAGACUCUCAUAAAAUUAGAGCGGUUUAAUAAAUAGAGUAUCAUCAGCAAAACGAAUAAAAGUUUGAUUUGUUAGAUGAUAAGUAAAUUUUGCUUA